CACACCUCUCCACCCUGUGCUACCAGAGUCGCCAAGCCCACGCCAGUAGAAAGCCGCAGGCCGCCCCAAUUCCGGACCUCUCUAUGAGGCCAGGAAAACAGCCAAGAAGAAUGUCCGACACCAUCUAUCUAAAUGUCAAGCACAAAAGCGGGAUCAGUCCUUUCGCUCCAAUCAUCCAAGACGCUUCCAAACCAGAUCACAGAAGAAAGAGG
This is a messenger RNA of Geodia barretti, 212 nucleotides long. The record is from the annotation of a GenBank genome assembly. NCBI's taxonomy places the organism in Eukaryota, Metazoa, Porifera, Demospongiae, Tetractinellida, Geodiidae.